CGCUCGUUCUGUUUUUCCUGACGAGAUCGCGGCGAUUUAGUUAACACUAAUAUAUAGGCUGCUUUAAUUACUCCAUUUGUAAUAAAAAAGUGGUAAAAAAAUUGGUAAACAAUAAAUGUUCAACCGUAACCCGGAUCGGAUAAAAAUAGUGAUGUGCAUAUCUUGACAUGAUGUCGAGUGGAUAGUGUUAGCGAUGUGCCCCUAAAAUGCGGUGGUUAUUUCUUUUGGCUGCGUUGGUUGUGGUGGUGGAGGGGGCUGGGCCUCGGCGGUGCGCUGGGAGGUUGGCCAGGGAAAGAUUGAAGGCAGCAGAGAAGAUAAGAGAUAAGAGAUUCUAUAUGUUGUGCUGCGCGCCCUCGUGCGCGCCGCAGAGACGGCCGCGACCGACCCUUACCACGCGGAAGUAUCAGCCCUUCCAUAAAACUUGGUACGGGUUGAAGCAUGGUUGCAACUGUUCGCGGGCGGGUUCAGAGAGCAACGUGUGCGACAUCCGCACGGGGCAGUGCCGCUGCCGUCCGCACGUCACCGGACGAGCGUGUGACACUUGUGAGGAAGGCUACUGGGGCCUGGAUCGUGGUGAGUGCCGGCGUUGCGAGUGUGGUGCCGGCACCGCCGCGUGCGACCCGGUGACGGGGCUGUGUGCGUGCGCGGCGGGUGUUGGCGGUGCGCGGUGUGACAGGUGCCUGCCCGGGUACUACGGGUUUAGCGCUACGGGCUGCUUGCCAUGCCCCACCUGUACGGACGGCAAAGUCUGCUCCCCGGUAUCUGGCCGCUGCGUGUGCCCCGGGCGCAGCCGCGGGCCGGCGUGCUCGCAGUGCGCGCGCGGGUACUGGGGACGCGAGUUUGGAUGCAAGCCGUGCAAGUGCGGACCCGGUGCUGUCUCGGAAACUUGCGACAUGAUAACCGGUGCCUGCGAGUGCAAGCCAGGCUGGACGGGCCUCUCAUGCGAUCGCUGCGAGCGCGGCUUCUUCGGGCCACGAUGUAGACCCUGCAGGUGUUCUGUAGCUGGUACCAGGUGUACUGAUGUCUGCGAGUGUGAUGAUAGCGGCAGGUGUCCGUGUAAGGAGAACGUAGUAGGCGCGAAAUGCGACCGCUGCCUGGACGGUACAUUCGGUCUCUCGGACACGAACCCGGCGGGUUGUACCGCGUGCUUCUGCUUCGGUCGCGCAGCUCGGUGCACACAGGCGGACGUGGUGCGCGCUGCUCUGCAUGCGCCCGCGCCGCUGCACCUGCGUCUGCUGAGGGGGGAACCCGCUAAUAUGGAACAAGAAUCGCUCCUUGCCGUGCACACACGAAACCCUGACGUCACGAUAUCAGUCCCCUGGCCACCGGUACCAGUGUACGCGGAACUCGGAGAGGUCUUCCUUGGUGACAGGGUUAUGUCUUAUGGAGGGGCUUUACGGUUCCGGGUGGAGGAGGAAGGGGGGGAACCACUGCCGCGACAAACUCUGGCGAAAUUUCCUCUUGUCAGUAUACAUGGAGCAUCGUUGGUGCUUGAUCAUUAUGAGCGAGUACCAGCUAUAAACGGUACAUACGCGGUGUACCUCCAUGAAUCACUAUGGGAGGUCCGGGGUCGGAACGCGGUGGCUUCCCGAGGUGUCCUGAUGCUGGUCCUGCAGGAUCUGCAGCACGUCUUCGUGAGAGUUUCCACCAGGAUGCCCAAUUAUAGGGAACCUUUGCAUGUGCUCCUCCUCAACGUAUCCCUAGAAACAGCUGUCGCUGGUCUUUCCCGUGGCGCGCCUGCCCCAGGGGUGGAGAUGUGUGAGUGCGGUACCGGGUUCAGUUCCGGGUCGUGCCACCGACCGGCUGCUGGGUUCUGGCUCCCCCCCUCCCCGCCCCGCCUCUGGCACACCGCGGGCACGAUACUGAUUGAUUUGGAGACUGUGCCCAAGCAAUGUGAUUGUAAUAACCGCUCGGAGUUGUGUCAUCCUACUACAGGGCAUUGUAUGAACUGCACAGACAACACAGCAGGUCCGCACUGCGAGCGUUGUGCGGACGGGUACUACGGGGAGCCGAGUCGUGGCUGCCGGCCCUGCGCCUGCCCUACGGCAAGUGAUAACAGGGCACUGUCGUGUGCUCCGGGGCUUAAUAGAUUGCAUUGUUAUUGUAAACCUGGUUACGCGGGCGCUGCAUGCGAGUCAUGCGCACCCGGCUGGGUGCACAACACCCGCGGUGCGUGUGAGCCGUGCACGUGCGACCCGCGCGGGGCUGUAGCGGGCACGUGCGAUGUGCGGGCGAGGUGUCGGUGCAAACCACACGUGGGAGGGGAUAAGUGUGAUACGUGUGAGCUGGCAAGGCAUUAUCUGGAUGAUGGGGGGUGUACGCCAUGCGACAACUGCACCCAAACCCUGCUCGACUCAGUCGAAGCUAUGACCGCUGAUCUCCACAAACGCGCUGACAUCACAGAACUAACAAGGAUACCGCAACCUUUCCCGGCUCUGAAGCAAUUCGAGAACAACGCUACAUACCUAAACCACGACCUACGAAACCUAAAGACUGACAUAGAAAAAGCUAGAAUAAUCGGUUCCACCAUAAAUGAACUGGAAGAAAACGAACAUAAUCUGUUCACAUCUGCUAACAAUUUGAAAACAGAAGCUUCUAGAAGAGAAACAGAUGCUCAAUAUCUUAGCUUGGAAAGUAUGAGUGGUUUGGAAGAAGUAUUGAAACAGAGGAGGUUAGUUGGAGAACUGACAGCUAAUUUGGAUGAUUUCGCAAGAGGAGAGAAGCAUCUAAGUGCUCAUCGCGCACUGAAAGAAGCGAGGCGAUUGUUGAAGGCAAUAAAGGAAAUUAAGCUGUUUGAUUAUAUGGCUGGCGCUAGUGAUGUAUCUGAUUCUGCAAACCUACAAUCAACAUCCAUCCAUGAGUAUUCCUAUCGCAUAGAAGAUGUGUACCGACGCGUUCAUAAAAUGCAAGCCUCGUUGGACGAAUGGGAAAACAAGAUGGACGACAUUGCAAAAUUAGCAGGAGUCGUGUGGGCGGCGGGAGAUAAAGUCGGUGAGCUGAAGAGGAGAGUACUACCCUCUUUGAUCAGGCUGAAGGAUUUGGGUUCAAAAUGUCGAAUUAUGCUAGAAGAAAUCGCAAAACAACCAACCCAUAACUUAACCAAGGAAGCAUCAACAGCAAUCUCACAAAUCAGGAACCUGGCCAUCAAUUUCCCACAAAUUGCUGAGCAACUGCGCACCCUCACAGCCGCGACUGAAGAAAAGGAGGGUAUUUUGUACAACCUAACACCGGCUUAUAAGAAGAAGUAUUUGGAUGCCGUGGAAAAACACGUCGCAAUGCUUGGAGAAAAAGCGAAGGAAUACAAAAAUCUCUUCGCCGGCACACGAGCAGCUGCUUCCCUCGGGGUGCAAGCAGCGGGCGCGUGGUCUGAAGUCAGCAAAGCAGUGAAGGACGCUGGAGCAGCUGCUGACACCGCGACUGCUGCAACUGCAGCAGCCGUGCAGCUCGCAAGGGGACCGCAGCCCAUGAUUGAUACUGCUCAUGCGCAUUGGGCUGCUUCAGAGGAGCUUAAGAGAAGGGGCAAUGCGGUGCUGAUGAAAUCGUCUGAACUAGGUCGUGGUGUAGAAAGUGCAGCUCGUGGUAUCGACGCAGCGAGUGUGGGGCUGCGUGCGCUCGGCUGGCGGGAACGGUCUCUGGCCUCUGGAGCGGCUACUGCUGCGGCUGGACUUAGUAGCACAGAAACAGGAGCGCUCACAUCGCUUCGCAGCGCUGGCGAGCAAGCGGAGCGUGUGUUCGCUGUAUCACGGUCACUUUAUGACGAAGCGGCUGAGACCAGGCGACGGGUGCGGUACCACUUGCGGAGGAAACUCGCAGCGCUGCAGCGGCUGGGCGAUACAGCGCUGGGGGCUGCUGAAGAACAUGUAUCCCAAAUCCGCGGCAACACGCUGCGCGGUGCGGAAGUAUCGGAAGCGCUUGCAGCGGCUGCAGCGGCCCGAGCGCGGGAACACUCCGCAGCGAGCGCAGCGCUCGAGCCAGCGCUGAGAGCGCUGCGGGAGCGGGUGGAGCGCGCUAGACAUGCUGCUAGCACUAUAACAGUAUCAGUCCGUUCCCCGGUGUCGGGUCCGGGCUGCGCACGCGCAUACGCGGUGCGGAACUCGCCCGCCGUCACGCGCCUGGCGCUGGCUGUCAGCUUCGAUGGCGAUGUGCAAGAUGGCACGCUUGUCUUUAUGCAGGAUCAGGAAGCAACAGACCGCUACAUGCGUCUCUCAGUAGUGAACAGUAGACUGCGAUUAACGUGGAACGUGGGGGGAGGGGAGGGGGUCAUAUUGCACCCCGAGACACUGCAGUCUACGGUGGAUGAUGCGGAUCAUACUGCGUAUACUAUUGAUAUUGAGAGAGUAUGGACAACAGUCCGUCUCCGAGUGGAGCGCUCCAGCAGCGCUGCGAUAUCGUCCAGCAACACAACAUCAAGCGCUUCAAGCGCUGGGCUACUCCGCUCGUCUCUCCUCUGGCUGGGAGAGAGUGUGGCCCCGUUACCGGGCUGCGUGCAUGCCUUGAGGGACGAUAGCGGAGCGCUAGGGCUCUGGGCGUUUAACAAGCAGCCGGGGAAUGCCAAGUGUAUUGGAUGUACUCAUAGGCGGUUCAGCCAAUCCCGCGGCUCCACGCUAGUGCAGUUCAACGGCGCGGGCUACGCGGCGGUGCGUCGCUCGGGCCUUCGCCCCGCGGACAGACGCCGGUUCACAAUUUCCUUCACCUUCCGAACUAGGGACCAUGAUGCGUUACUGUUUUUAGCGCUGGAUACUGUUAAUAACCGUUCAGUGAGCGUGUGGGUGCGGUCGUGCCGCGUGGUGUUCGCGGUGCAGUACGGCGGCGCGCGGCUCGAGAUCGCGUCGGGCGCCGCGCGCUGCGACGGGGCCACCGCGCACGUGCAGGCCACGCGCGUCUUCAGCAGGCUCGAGAGAGGCAGCCUGCGCGUGAACGGCGAAGAGACGCUGGGCUCACCCUCACCUCCUGUACAAGAUGCAUCUCUACUACCGGACCUGCAAGCCGCGGAGUACUGGCUCGGGGGCGCUCCGCCCGGGGGCGAAGUCCCCGCGGGAGAGCGCCCGCCAGCGCUACUGGGGUGUCUUGGAGCCCUCACUGUGGAUAGGGAGGGAUAUGACUUGCUGGAUACGCCGCAUAGACAUGGCGUUGAACCGGGGUGUACUACUAAGACAUUACGGUCAGCGAUCUUCGGCGGUGAAGGUUACAUAGAGAUGGCGUCACCAGCGAUUCGACGGAAGUCUUCCUUGGGUAUAUCCUUCAGGACCAGGUCAUCAUCAGGUCUGCUGCUGUACCGGGCACCGGUAGCUGGUUCCAAUGAAGUGGACGAUGAUGAUGAUGGCGAUGAUGGACAUUAUCUGGUGAUUGCUGUUGUUAAAGGCGAGCUGGAAGUGCAGGGCACAGCGGGCAAGGGCGCGCUGCGUGUGCGCGCGAACGGCACGCGGCUGGACGACGGCCGCCUGCACGCCGUCACACUCGUGCGGGCGCACAAACAGUUAGAAGUGUGGCUAGACGAGAAGCUAGUUGGUAGCGGAGCGCUAGCGGGCGGCGGCUUCGCCCCUCGUCCUCGCGGUCUGUACCUCGGCGGGGCUCCGCCUUCACAGCGCUCUACUAGCAUUGACUUACCGGCGCAGGCGUUUGUUGGCACUAUUAUGGAUUUUAUUGUGGAUUCUAGCUUGCUAGGUCUAGAAGAAGGCACAGUAUGGGGCGACGCACGCUUGGGGCGCGCGGAGGGCGACGUGCGCGGGGACCCGCCCCCGGAGCCGCAGGCUGACUCCGCUGCGAUGUGUAGCAAGAUGUCAUCAUACACAGUAGAAGCAGGCGCAGUAAAGUUCGGAGACACGCCCGGGAGCUACGCGUCGCUCAAGCUGCCGCGACAGGGGGCGAAGGCCGAGUUCUCGAUCACUCUGCAGAUUAGGACCUUCGCCACGGAGGGACUCGUGUUUUUGAUACCGGGCUCCAAACUGAAACCAAAGCACUACACAGCACUGAUACUGCACGAAGGCAAAGUGCGGCUCAUUGUACGCGGCAGAAAGAAGAAAGAGGUUACAUUGUCCACCGUACUCGCUGAUGGCACUUGGAGAUCGAUAUCAGUGCGCAUAUCCCGCGGGCGGGUCGCGCUGUCGCACGGCGGCGCGGCGGCGGCGGGUCGCGCGCCGCCACACUCGCGCGCCGCGCGCAUCUACGUGGGCGGCCUGCCCGCUGCGCUGCCCAAUGUGCCGCCGGCGGUGUUACGGUGGGGCGGGUGGGGCGGGCUGCGCGGGUGCGUGCGGCGCGUGCGCGUGUGCGGGCGCGCCGACGACCUCGUGCGGGACGCGCGCGCGCACCACGCCGUGGGACAGUGCUUCCCCAGUGUUGAGAGGGGCGCUUAUUUCGCGGGCGAUGCAUACGCGGUGUGGUCCAGUAAGUGGUGGAGUGAAGACCUGGAGACAGUGGAAGUGCGGCUCCAGUUCCGCUCCUUCUCCCCCAACGGCCUCAUCAUGUCGGGGGGUGGAGCUACCCUCGAACUUAAGAAUGGAGUGGUGGUGCUGAGCGCGUGGGGGGCGCGCGCCGAGUGGGGCGGCGCGGCGUGCGACGGCGCGUGGCACGCGGUGCGCGCCCGCGCGGCGCCGCACGGGCUGGCGCUGGCGCUGGACGGCGCGGCCGACGAGCGCGCCGCCCCCGCGCUGCUGCCCGCGCGCCACCACCCCGCGCCGCUCUACAUAGCGGGCCUGCCCGAGGGCGCAGUAGACGCGGCGGAAAGCAGAGAAAAUUUCAAGGGCUGCAUACGAGAAGUAUCAGUGGGAGGAGUUAAGAAGGACUGGCCUGAAAUGGAGUCACUGCAUCACGUACUAUUGGACUCCUGCCCCACGUCUUAAAAGAAGAAAAUUAUGCAAUUUUUAACACUAUUGUGUGAACGAUAAAGUACAUUUUGCUAUAGACGCGACUUCUUGUAACAGUCGAUAUGAGUGAAUUUUAUGUCAUUUUAAACGUUAUGACAUCACAAUAAUAAUGCAAAAAAUGGAGCUAUUGCAACCGUACCUCGAAAGCAUAAAAAAGGUUACUUACUUAUUCUACGGUGUUACUUAAAUAGGUACUUAAUGUAAACUUACAUAACAAUGGAUGGAAUCCAUGAUGCGAGAUUUACUGUCUAUAAAUGUCUACAAAAUCGAAUAUUAUAAGAAUUUGUAUUAUAUAAAUAAGUAGUUGUAAGAACAGUCAUUUAAGUUAAGGAUAAUGAUAUUACUGUUAUAAUGUCAACCCAAUGAAAAAAAUAUACAGAAUGCAUUUCUUAAUUAUUUUCAAGAAUUUUGACUAAUUUUCCAGUAGUAAAAUAUAUAGGGAAUAGAUCCAUAAUUAAAUUUUGUUUCAAAAAUAGUAAUUUACAAAAGAAUCUCAUUCAAUUCAUCUAUAAAAGAAACAACCCUAACGAGGCUGUCUAGAGGCUAUUUAUUGUAAUAAAUAUAAAAAUAUAAUGUAAUUUCAACCUUACACCCAAAAUAUUAAGAGUCAUUAUUAUAUAUCACAACUGUGAUUUCACCUUGCCCGCACAAAAAUUUAGGUAAUAAUUAAAUCUAGGCUAUUUUAAAAAACAUGUAUAUAAGUAGGUACUUAAUGUCACAAACCAGUAUUCAGUAAUAAUAAUUUACUUAAGAUAAACUAUACCCUUAACAAAGUCGUGGAGAAAAAUCUCGAUAAAGUAGAAAUUUUGUUUAUGCUUUGCCACUUUCUUCUGCAAGUUCUUAAUUGAUUAAACUUAUGUUGGAUAUUAUAAAAAUAUAUUGUUUUUUUGUGAACCUAAGGUAAAUUGAAAUUAAAAAUGAAAUGAAAAAAGACAGAAUUUUAAUAAUUUUCUUUGCAUAUAAUAAUUAAUAUUAUCUACUUAAAAUAUCGGCAUUUCAUUGUAAUCACAAAGUAAAGUUUAAAACAUGCAUUAAUAGCAUUCGU
Messenger RNA from Colias croceus (clouded yellow), 7908 nucleotides. RefSeq names its product laminin subunit alpha-1. The coding region runs from base 207 to 6839 and encodes 2210 amino acids. The transcript has 35 exons. The record is from RefSeq and is a predicted model, not a curated record. Lineage: Eukaryota; Metazoa; Arthropoda; Insecta; Lepidoptera; Pieridae.